CACGCACGCACAGCUGAAUGCAAUGGAGGCGACAGCAUCGGGAUUGUUGUGAAGGGUUUGACGAUGGCCCUCGUCUUGAGAUGAAGCUUAUUUGAAUGAGAAUGACGGCCGAGCGGAGGUGAAAGGCGCAGCGGGGGAUGCACGCGCACGGUGGCAACCAGACGCGUUCGCACCGGGGAAUACGUUGAGCUUCUACUUUUGGAAUUGCGCGGCAUUGACCGCGCGACACUCAACGAAGGAAGGUGGAGCUGCGAGCUGCCGUAGUCGAGGACACCUGCACGCUGUUUUUUUUUUUCUUCUUCUUCUUCUUCCUCCUCCCUUUUUUUGGGGAAGUGUUUGCGCAGCCAACUGAACUCUAUGGGGAUGAAGGCGGAAUGUAUUUCCUGUCCUCUUUUUGCGCCUUUGGAUGACCGGAAAGUCACUCAAUAAUGCUCCAUCAACCAGUUUAACGCGUUGAGGAAAUGAUCGUUUAACCAUGUGAGUUAUUUUCACGGAGACUUUUUCGAAGAUGUGCUGAGUUUCUGAGGCAGGACUUGCCAUGUUCCUCCUGGAUGGGAACUGUACUGAAGGGAUGGAGAGAGGGACGGCUCAGAGGAAGACAGUGUACCGCAUCUCCCUCACGCUGGUGAAGAAGGAGACAUCGGAGGAUGGACAAGAUGCAUCGGACAAGCCAAAAGUGGGGAAGGUGAGGGCCUUCAGGCAGCAAGCUUCACUGGAGGCCCCGCGCAGUGGCCUGCUCGAACAAGUGGAAGAAGUGGAGGACGAAUCUGAUGAUUUGUCAUCGCAAAGCCACAUGAGGAACUUCAGGACGUAUAGCACCGGCCAGCUGGAGCUGGGGAGGCUUAAACUGGCUCGCAAGCAGCAGCUCCAAAUGACAAAGAAAAAAAACGCCGCGUCCAUGAGUUGGCAGGAAUCUCCACCCAGACUUGAGGAGAACUUUUGUGCUAGGACAGACUCCCCUGGGAAUGUGGUGAGUAGCGGCGUGAUGAAGAUGAAGAGACUCUUCAAGUCAAAGAGUUUGGAGAAGAGCCCUGAGUCAUUAGACCACGGCGGGACGGCGCCACACCUAAACGGAAUGUCACCUCCAAACGGGACACCUGAGACGCCACCUCAGCGGGAACCCGCCGGCCUGCUGCGCCGCAGCUUCAGCUUUCGACACUGGACAGGCAGCGAGCGGCCACGUUUGCAAGCGCUAAUGAAGGACAAACAGCAAAACAGUUCUGCUCGCACAGAUCUGGAAUCCGCAAGCCCGAAGGUCACCCAAGCCGACGGCGAGUUCCAGAGCCCCGCCGCCCGCCCUCGCCUCGGCACCAUGGAGAAAAGCCGAACGCUGGAAGUCGGUGCCAUCCUGAACAAGACGGACCCCGUGUUUGAGCUCAGCUGCUGGGAGAGCGCGCACGGCGGGAAGAAUCGCACGCUGGACAACAGUGACCUCCAGGUUCUGGCCGCACACAAGGACGGGGCGGCGCUUCGGAGAGGAGGACGUUCCGGUGAGAGGAGGCUGCUACGCUUCUUCAGCGGCAUCUUCUCCCGCAGGGACGGGACCGGUACCUGGACGCCGGUGGGAAGCCCCGGCGCCGUCCGUUCCCUCCGGCACAGAACCACUCCUCUGCAAUCCAGCACGGAGAGUGUGAACGGAAGCCCAGGCGAUGCAUUUGUGAACAGCCAGGAGUGGACUCUCAGUCGCUCUGUGCCGGAACUCAAAGUGGGCAUUGUGGGUAACCUGGCCAGCGGGAAGUCGGCGUUGGUCCACAGAUACCUGACAGGAACGUACGUCCAGGAAGAGUCACCCGAAGCUGACGUGGAUGCAGGUGGACGUUUUAAGAAGGAGAUGGUGGUUGAUGGGCAGAGUCACCUGCUGCUCAUCAGGGAUGAAGGGGGCCCACCGGAGGCACAGUUCGCUCUGUGGGUUGAUGCAGUCAUCUUUGUCUUCAGUCUGGAGGAUGAGAUCAGCUUCCAAACCGUUUAUCAUUACUUCAACCGUCUUGCCAACUACAGGAACGCUGCCGACCUGCCCCUGGUCUUAGUUGGCACGCAAGACGCCAUCAGCUCGUCCAACCCGAGGGUGAUUGACGACAGCCGGGCCCGAAGACUGUCCAACGACCUGAAGCGCUGCACCUACUACGAAACGUGUGCCACCUACGGCCUCAACGUGGAGCGAGUCUUCCAGGACGUUGCUCAGAAGAUCGUGGCCUCUCGGAAGAAGCAGCAGCUGUCCAUAGGCCCGUGCAAAUCGCUCCCAAACUCGCCGAGUCACUCGUCCAUCUGCACCACGCAGGUGCCUAACGUCCCCGUCAACCAGACAAGUAACGGCGGCGGCAGUUUGAGCGACUACUCGUCGUCGGUGCCGUCCACGCCGAGCACCAGCCAGAAGGAGCUGCGCAUCGACGUCCCGCAGAGCACCAAUACGCCCACGCCCGUCCGCAAGCAGUCCAAGCGUCGCUCCAACCUCUUCACCUCGAGGAAGACCAGCGAGACGGACAAGGAUAAAAAAGGGCUGGAGGCUCGCGCCGACAGCAUCGGCAGCGGGCGAGCCAUCCCCAUCAAACAGGGUAUGCUGCUGAAGAGGAGCGGCAAGUCCCUCAACAAGGAGUGGAAGAAAAAGUAUGUGACGCUGUGCGACAACGGGCUGCUCACCUACCACCCCAGUCUCCAUGACUAUAUGCAGAACGUCCACGGGAAAGAGAUUGACCUGCUCAGAACCACGGUGAAGGUGCCGGGUAAACGGCCGCCGCGAGCCGUGUCCACCUGCGCCGUCAUGCCCAGCCCCAAAACCAACGGCCUGACCAAGGACAUGAGCAGCCUGCAACUGGGACACAUUCCAGGUUCGGUUAGCAGCAGCUCGUCGGUCUCUCAGAUGGCGAGCGGCAUAAGCUUGAUGUCCUUUAACAGCCGAGGCGCGGACGGCAUGGGCGGGCACCAGCGCUCGUAUUCCGUCUCCAGCGCCGACCAGUGGACCGACGCCGGCGUCAUCGCCAACUCGGGAAUCGGCACGGACGGGGCCUUGGGCGACUGCAUGUCUUCCAGUCCCAGCAUCUCCAGUACAACCAGUCCCAAGAUGGAGCCGCCGCCAUCGCCGCACGCCAACCGCAAAAAGCACCGGCGGAAGAAAAGCACCAGCAACUUCAAAGCGGACGGCCUCGCCGGUACCGCCGAAGAGCAAGAGGAGAACUUUGAGUUCACCAUUGUAUCACUUACGGGUCAAACGUGGCAUUUUGAAGCCACUUCGUACGAGGAGCGAGACGCCUGGGUGCAGGUCAUCGAGGGUCAGAUCCUGGCCAGUCUUCAGUCCUGUGAGAGCAGCAAAAACAAGUCUCGUCUGACCAGCCAGACGGAGGCCAUGGCGCUGCAGUCCAUCCGAAGUAUUCGUGGAAAUAGCCGCUGUGCCGACUGUGACUCUCAAAACCCAGAUUGGGCCAGCCUCAACCUCGGUGCCCUGAUAUGCAUCGAGUGCUCGGGCAUCCACAGGAACCUGGGCACCCACCUGUCCCGGGUACGCUCGCUGGACCUCGACGAGUGGCCGCUGGAACUCAUCAAGGUCAUGUCGGCCAUCGGCAACGAGUUUGCCAACAGCGUGUGGGAGGCCAACUCGCAGGGUCACCUGAAGCCUGGACCGGAUGCCAGCAGGGAAGAACGCGAACGCUGGAUCCGGGCCAAGUACGAGCGGCGUGUGUUUUUGGCCUCGCUGCCGUGCGCCGAGCUGUCGCUCGGCCAGCAGCUUUUGCGAGCGACGGUGGAGGAGGACGUGCGCGCCGUCGUGCUGCUGCUGGCGCACGGCUCCAGGCAGCAAGUCAACGAGACGUGCGGCGAGGGAGACGGACGCAACGCGCUGCACCUGGGCAGCCACAAAGGCAACGUGGUCAUCACGCAGCUUCUCAUCUGGUACGGUGUGGAUCUGAUGGCGAGGGACGCCCACGGCAACAGCGCCCUGGCGUACGCCCGACAAGCCAACAGCCAGGAGUGCGUGGACACGCUAGCCCAGUACGGCUGCCCGGAUGAACGCUACCCGCUCAUGGCCACGCCCAACCUGUCGCGCCGCAACGCCAACCGCAACAACAGCUGCAGCAGCACGGGCAGCGCCGCCGGCGGCAGCGCCUUCAUCUGAGGCCUCGUUGGGAGAAGCGUCGUCGUCCUUUUGGGUAGCGCCCGCUACCUGCCGUGACUCUCGGCUCCGCCCGCCUCACCCGUCGGACUGGUUGAACCGGGUGACGAGCGCGGGGAGUACCCAAAGCAUGCUGGGUACUGCACCGGCAUCACUUUCACCUCAGACUCUGGAUGGCCGGUGUCAUCCUUCUCUUCACACACUACAAGGCCAGUUUGCUCUCAGGCAGCGUCACUUUCCCCGCCCAAGCAUAUCGUCUCCCGGCCCGCGCGGCACUCCCAGUCCCGUGUCCGCUCCAUUUUUUCCUAACUUCUGUGAACUAAUUUACCCGUGUUAAAUGUGACAAAUACGUACGCAACCUAAGGGGGAGAAAUCUGGCAUGUUUGGACUUUUUGCUAUCUGGAUUGCUGGACAGGGAAUGUUGGAUCAGGCUCAGGGGCACGGUGGUUCAGCGCUAGCGUGCAAAUGGUGCUCGCACGUCUUCAUGGUGAAGAUGACCGCAAAGACUUCCUCCCAACGCGAGCGCGGCGCCAUUUGAAAGGCAGAGGUGGAAGGGGCGGGGUUUGAGCUUGCUGUUUUGGAAUGUGUGAAUGUGGAAUGGCAAAAUGAGUGACUGAGCAAGAUUGUAAGAUAUGACUUUGAAGAACUCGCUGCCAAGUAAUAAUGACUUGACUGGACUUGUCGAUGAACGUCCUCCCACCUCUGCUUGAAGGUACUGUGCUCGUGUCCCAAAAAGCUCCAGCUUUAGCAAAAAGUCCCGUGCGUGGAGAAUGCUAACCACUUUAGCAUCAUUUCGAAAACAACGCUCAAAAAGACUGAUGAUUUUUUUUUUUGGAUCGACACACCGUCCCUUUAACACUCAGUGAGUUUGCGUGCUUUCAUGUGUGUCCACUUGUUGGGUCACUUCCUUCUGGAGCAAAAAAGGGAAUCUAACCUCUUCAGGUGUUUUUACACCAGGAAAUCUUCUUGUAAGCUCCUGCUGGCCUUUCAGCUCGGAGCUAGGAAGGGCUUUUUCUUGUGUGCAAAUUAAUUUAAAAACAAUGUUACCGGUCCUCCUUGAGAUGUGCUGACAACCGCUAGACUGAAGGUGGUGCUCAUUUAUCCACGGCUUCAAGUUUAACCUCCAACCCGGAGACUAUUUAUUUAUUUACUCGCUUCUAUUUUGGCUUCACUGUGUCAGGUCUGACAACUAGGACGCAAGGCUGCAUUAGUGGAUGACUGAGGGCUACAAAGUGAGCUUAAUGGCCAAAAUAGUCUCGCAUAUCUCAUUGAUUUGACUGAAUGUGCCGUUCCUUCGCUGUGUUUCCUCACCACGUGACUGCUGAGUAAUGGAGGGAACCUUUUGUCUGUUUGCCAACUCAACCCUCAACCUGUGUAUAAAUCUUGAGCUGGGUACACACGUGCUUCUUAUUAGAGAACAGCAAGUUGUGCAAAUAGUACUGAAACACUGAAUCAUUUGGACCUGUGCAUUCAAAAGUUUGCAAUUCAAAGUUCACUUGGAAAGUAGCUACGUUUUACCUCAUCCUAAAAUCCUGAAACGCAAAUGCUAAUAUCUGAGCAGUCUGUUCAACCAUGACCUCUUAAUAACUGCUUAGGUCACCCUAUUUGGAUGUGAAUCAUCUUGAAAUACCUUGAAAGUCUCUACAUAAAUCUACAGUCUCCUCCUCUUGGUCCAGAUGUAUGUUGUAGUACCAACAUUGGCCUGUGAGAGGUGCCACGGGGCAUACAGGCUGCCGGAUAAUCUAAAGUUCUUUUGGAUUCUCUAUCUGGGUUAAGUAUUUGUUUGUCUGCAAACACGGCCCGAUUGGUAUGUGUGUGCCCAGUUUAAAGUCACAGACACUCUAACGUUGAUUUUUUUUUUGCCUUUGUUGUAACCCACCUGCCUUCCUUCAACCUGUGAUCGUGGAAACCCCGCCCUCACCAUGAUGUCUCCUUAAAAUAACUUUUAUUUUAUUAUUUUAUAUUUUUUCAUGCUAUUUUAUUUAUGUCAAAAAAAUGCACUAAAUUCACUUAGCAUUAGCGUGUAGCCUUGAGGCUAUUUGCAAUUGGAUGCUUUUACUUUAAGUUUGGACAAGGUUAGCGGCUACCGUUGGCUUGAAGUACCCUUCGUUUUGUCUGUGCUGGACAUUCUUCUACUAUGCCAGCACAAGUUUAAAAAAAAAGCCAGCGUGAAUAAACUUUUAUGUGGGCCAACAAGAGAAGUGCAGCUAGCUCUCAGACAAAAGCCGUUUAACGCUAGCCGUGACCUCAAAGUUAGCUUGUUAGCUCGUCUCUCACGUGUAUUUUGUAUAGGUUGCCCCCCCCCCCCAACUCGUUCCAAGUCCAUCCAUGUUUUUAAUAUUCUGAUUUCUCGUUCAGACACAUUAUUGAUGUGCUUGUGGUUCUAAUAAUUGUUUAGUUGGAUGUACAGUAAGAUAACAGAGAAUCUUCUACUGUAAUGUGUCUCUUUUCAAUAAAGACCAGAAUGAUGUUCACUCAAUUUGGUUUCAAAAU
Molecule: messenger RNA, 6595 nt
Organism: Syngnathus acus (greater pipefish)
Lineage: Eukaryota; Metazoa; Chordata; Actinopteri; Syngnathiformes; Syngnathidae
Gene: agap1
Product: ArfGAP with GTPase domain, ankyrin repeat and PH domain 1
Exons: 19
Coding region: 539-4105 (1188 amino acids)
Cellular component (GO): nucleus
Molecular function (GO): GTP binding; GTPase activity; protein binding
Source: RefSeq, a predicted model, not a curated record